AUGUCGCCAAAGAAAACCCGUGCUUCGAAGGGAAAGUUUGCAGCCCAGGCGUCGGAGGAGGCGGAGGCUGCUGUCCCUUCAUUCGGAGUCCCUUUUUCAUCUAUGGCUUUCUCUGAGAGAGAAGACCCGGGUCAGAGUGGUACUCUUCACGCUUUUUUCAACGGCGACUUUCUGGUUAGAGAGGCCCGCCUAUUUAGUGAAGAUCGUGAUAAUAGUGUCCCAGAGUUGGUUCGUGAGGGAGGUCGUCGUACUCUGCGCGCUCUGCUGACUGAUUCACCCUUGACUUCAACUCGGGAUUCUACUGAACCGUUGAAGAAACUUGAUUAUCUGUUUGGCGAUUCGAUAGAAGAUCCAGACAAUCUCUGUCGUGGCCCUGAAAUUUGGUUGAAUGAACAUGAAGGUGCUUUUCUAUUCCUUGCUCCAUUCCCUCGACAGUAUUCCCUUCUGCAAUUAAGGAAUUUGGCUGUUUCGAGGAAAAUGACGUGGCACCUGACAGAAGAUCAUGAGCGCAUUCAUUGCGGAUUCAUUGGUAAAGAUGUUAGUGCUCCUGGCUCCACCGGUAGGCAUACUAUCCGUGGUCUUCAUCCGGGAAUAUUCGGACCAGAUGGUGGGCCCCAGAAUGAAUUGAUGAUAAGAGCCAACACGGUAAAGAAUAAGCUCGCUCGGGUUGGUCGAGAACUUCCCAUUCCAAAAUUUAGAUGUUACGGAUGGGUUCACUCUCUUCCCGACAAAUGGUGGGCUAGGAUGACCAACUAUGUACUCCAUCGUUGGGAUCAGGAGUUAAGGAACUUGGGAUUAUAUGCUCCAAUCCGAGCCAGCAUGCAUGGUCUCCCAGUCAGUGUAGAUCACUUCCUUGCCUUGUUCGAGUCUUACAUUCCGGAGACCAAUACAUUUCUUACCAAAUAUGGGGAGUUAGGGCUUCCGCUCCACGAAAUGAUGAAGAUGAAGAAGGCUGGCUCUCCUGCUUAUGACAUCCUCUGGGAAUUGACUUGUCAUUAUCAAAAAGCGAUAGCCAAGAUCGAGGUGAAGAGUAAGAAGGCGGCUCGAGUCAGUUUGAAACAGUUCGCUGACUACUUGUUUCAGAAUCUCGAGAGCCCGACCGGUGAAGCUGUCUGCGAAUCUCCUAUUCUGACUCCUUCUGAAGUUAAUGUGCUGAUUACCAAGAUUAACGCCCAGUCCUAUAGAACCGAGUCAUCCGAAGGCGGUUUUCUUAGGGGCACGAAAUUCAAUACUUUCUUGUGGCAAUCCACAAAGAAAAUGAGGCCUGAAACUCUCCUUUCUGGCUACCUGGCUAUAUGGCUAAAGAGAUGUGUAGUGCCGCAUCAGUCUUCCGAGGCGCUUCCUCUUGAAGUCCUCUUUCCCGCCGUGCAACUAGUUGUCAGAGGCAGAUUAUCUCUUCUCUCCGCUAUGAUUGCUGAUCUCCAUAGCGGUUUGCGUAACCUAGCCAACACCUUUACCAAAGUGGGUGCUGAGCCUUCAACUAAGAUUCCUUUGUCGAGCGUCGACGACCUGCCGUACACAUAUUUAAUGGCGUGGCUAGUUCUCCAUCGAGCGGACAUGAUGUCAGCACCUGACGCAUCUGAUCCAGAAAUCCCCUUGUUGCAGCUCUUAGAAGGAUGUAAGUGGUUAUAUCCUUCCCGACCGUGGACUGACCGGGUGAGGCAAUUCAAGAAUGCCAAGUGCUGGGAAUUCUAUAAGUGUUUCCCUCGGUUUUCUGGUGCCUAUAAUGACACGCUUGUUGACGAGGAAAUGCCUGGGGCUAACAGGACCUCUCUCGAUACGGGUAGUUUUCAUUGGCUCAUGAACAUUCGCCCAGGCUAUAAUGUUUUUCGAUCGAAGAACAUUUGCAGGAUUGAGCCUUAUUUUCCUUGCCGUUUUGCGCGACAAUUCGGCUACGAUCAAUUGUAUAUCGGGAAUCCCAAUAAAUGGUUGAUAAACUGCGGAGGCCUUAUUGAUGGGGUACGUGCCUGGUUCUGGAAUGUUGCUGGCUGUACCGGAGCUCGAUUUAGUUUGCCUGUCGCUGAGCCUGGUCUUUACUUAACCUUCCUCUACUGCCGGUGGAUUUUAGCCGCCAAUACUCCUCUUGCGAAGAAGAAGCUCCACGAACUGGAAUCCGAGGCUGUAGUUCGGAGAAUUGUAUCAAAAAAAGGAAAGGAGCCCGCUACGUCUUCUCGUAAAGGAAAACAGGUAGCUGAUUCCGAAGAGAGCGACGACUUCGAGACAUCCAGCGAAGAGGAUGAGACCCGAGGCGACGCAGAGGGUGAUGUACCUUUGUCUCCCGUGGCUCACAGGACUCGUCGAGCUUCUUCGCCCAAAUUACCCGGUGCUCCUUCAAAAGGUAUACAAAUGAAGGAAAAGAACAUUCCCCUGUCGUCCUCCAACAAGAUGACCUUGAGAUGGCUUUCUCAGGAGGGAGAGGCAGAAGAAGAGGAAGAAGAGGUUGCCCCGCUUAUUAACAGGAAAAGAUCUCGGCUUACUGCUCCUUCUGAGGUUCAACCUCAGCCGACUCAAGGAACCGAAUUACGUACCAAGUUUCGACAUGAAAGCUCCGAGGUUCCUCGAGAUUCUCGUGCCUCGAAGAGGAUUAAAAAGACGGCUCAUCGGGAACGCCAACUUUCUCCGUUAUUUGAGGAGAAGUUUACUCAGGAUCUUCCAGUUGAUGAAAGGGUUGAAUCAGAAGAGGAAGGGGAAAUCGUGCCCAAGCCUUCUUCUCCGGGUUUAAUGGAUGUUGAUGAAUCUAGCUUCACUGAACAAGUGCACAAGGCUAUGAACGAGGAACCCCUUCAUAUGGACAUUGUUCCUCCUCCAGCCACCACAUCGACCUCGCCAACCGCAGAUACAGUUAAACUAAAGGAGGUGAGUGCGGGUAGUAGCGCUGCUAAUCCCGCAACUAUUGUUGAAGACAUCACAGUCGACGAACCGGGAGAUAUCGAACUUACCCAUGAUAUGGGUAUCGGAGAUUUCGAUGAGCGAGACUUCGAUCUUGACAUUUCUGAAGAUGUACACCAGGAGAUCUCCGAUAUACUAUCAAAUCCGGUUCCAUCCGCUACUGCAGGACCAACUACUCGAGUUGAUUCAGCUGAAGCAGAUGCAUCAAAAGACGUAGGACCAACUAACGAAGUUGAUGCGUCUACCGUCAUCGGUGAAUGUGAUCAACCUGAAGGUCUGGGUUUCUUACUCUUGGCAAGUCCCCCAGCUGAAGUUGAACCACCAGUCACUGCUCCCCCGACUUCCGCUAUUGUCGAAGCUGAACCUGUUGUGCUUUCUGCUCCGACUCUAGUGGAUCAUGAAGUAGGAGGGUCAAAGGAUACAGCGGGAGAACAACCCCCUGCCGCUUCGACUCAGCUUGAACUUGUUCCUCAAGAUUUUGUCGCUUUGGAUCCGAAGCCAUCAGGUGUUUCAGGUGAACAACCGUCUCCUAUAGUAACUCAACCGACGAUCGUUAUUCCUGAACAGAUCCCUGUUGUUAUAGAAUCUGCUCUGACCUCAACAAGCCAAGCUAUUUCUUCUUCAUUGUCCGAGCGGAUUCAAGUUUUAUUGGCAGAUGAAGAUCCGGACAAAGCUGCCCUCUGUGUUGACGUCCAAAGCUUCGUUCAUUUCUUAAACGCCAUGGUCGAUCGGAUUCUUCUUAAAGGUUCACCAUUUGAACUUUUCAGGAAGUCUCUCGAUCGCCAUGUAUCAGGAAUUAAAGAACAGGGGUGCACCGAAUUAUCUAACUCCAUAGAAGCUUAUUUGGUCGAUCUUAAACAACACAUUGAACAGUUACAGAACUUUCGAGUUGAUGGCGCACCUUCUUACAUCGCUUCCGAAAUGGACCUGAGGCUACAAGCAUGGCGUGAUUCUCAGAAAUCCGCUGAAUCCGAACUUCAAACACUGAAGACUCGCAUUGAUCAACUCCGGGUGAGUGCUGCCAAGAAAGCUCAAAUCAAGGUAGACCUGUAUCGUGAUUUGGAAUCACGUCGGACAGAGGUAGCCCAGUUAGAGAAACGACUUGCCGAAGCUAAGGAUGCUUGCGAAUUUUUGGAGUCUGAUCUAGCAGAAGUAACUCAAGCUGAGGUGGAUAUACUCCGGCAACUUAAUUUCCAGAACAAGACUUUUGAUGACAAAGAACAAGAGGUUGCCAGAAUUCAAAGUAUCGAUGAAAGAAAAUUUAAAGCCAAACUGAUACCUGAGCUCGAAUUGGCUUACGCGACAAAGCUUUCUAAAUUAGAAGAUGAAUUCCGUCAUUACAAAUUAUUGUAAUUUUGAAAACAUGCAUCUUUUCUUUUGUGCUGCUUUGCUUGAACUCUUUUGGUUAAUACAAUGAACUUUUCUUUUUUAUUGAGAUUUUAUUAUGAUUACUCAUUCUUGUUUAGAAUAAAUAGU
This is a messenger RNA of Asparagus officinalis (garden asparagus), 4365 nucleotides long. RefSeq lists its product as uncharacterized. The record is from RefSeq and is a predicted model, not a curated record. Bases 1 to 4242 code for a protein of 1413 amino acids. The transcript has 9 exons. NCBI's taxonomy places the organism in Eukaryota, Viridiplantae, Streptophyta, Magnoliopsida, Asparagales, Asparagaceae.